This is a messenger RNA of Oreochromis aureus, 5646 nucleotides long. RefSeq names its product WD40 repeat domain 95 (gene wdr95). Bases 10 to 2973 code for a protein of 987 amino acids. Gene Ontology annotation, molecular function: protein binding. NCBI's taxonomy places the organism in Eukaryota, Metazoa, Chordata, Actinopteri, Cichliformes, Cichlidae. The record is from RefSeq and is a predicted model, not a curated record. The transcript has 28 exons.
UUAAAAAGAAUGCCUUUGGGGAAAAAGGUUCGCUCUUCUUCAGCUUCAGGAAGAUUAGAGACUCAACAUGUACACAGCAUCCUCUCAGAACUGAGUGGUUUAGGGGAGAGGACAAGAAACACAUCUGGGCUGGGAUAUCGGGAUGAGAAAGCAGAUGAUUCUUCAGUACCAAGACAACUGACUGACAGCGAGGAUGGAAAAGAACAGCCUGAUUGGUUGGUGAAAGAGCUGCUCAAACAGAGCAGACGAAGACACUCUGUCACACUCGGAGAUAAAGAGAAAAUCACGAGACAGCAAUAUCACCUUAUCAAUUCAACUUACAACCUCAAGAUUGAUGAGAAAAUAUCACUUGAGACCCUCGAGAAACUGAAACUAGCAUUUGAGGAAUUUGAAUCAGGUGGAUUGAGAUACAUUGAUGUGGCCAAAUUUGGACCUAUGAUGAAGAAGUGCUUGGAUUUACCUAAUGCAACCUACAUGGAGAUUCAAGGGUUAUUUAAGAAGAUUGAUUAUUUAGGCAAAGGGACGAUUUCAUGGGGUGAGUUCUGCACAUACAUGCUGCAGCAGUAUAAAGGGCAGGAGGAAACUGCAAGACGCAACAACCAGGUGGCCUUCAUUCUGCCAGCCACCAUGAAUUCCUUUAAUCAUGGGAUUCCUAUUGUCAACAUCCAGUCUACCCAUGAUGGCACCAUCGUAACAGUGCGAGAAGACGGGCGUGCCUGUCACUGGAGUCCUGAACUUAAACCCCAGAAGACCAAACACCUAUUUAAUGAAGAUCCAACAAAUACAAAGUCAAAAUGGGCAAGUGAUUUUGCUCUGAUGAGCGAGUACAACAAGCUGAUGAUCGGGACAGGGGACAGAGAGCUCCAGCUUUAUAACCUUUCCUCUCUGGAGCCUUAUUGUCAGAUCAGUGAACUAGAAACAAUACCCCUGACAGUGGACUACAGCUACAAUGGCCAGGAUAAAUGCUGUGUUCUAUAUGGAGACUCUGAAGGAUGUGUGACUAUCAUUUUAAUAUCCUCUGCUGGAGAUACCUUCAGGUUAUGGAAUAAAAUGCCAAAGACUAAAACUAUACCUAACAUAGCAAUUGACCAUGCAGUUCUUUCUCCAAACGUGGCUUUUAUUAGAUGGAAGGUUCAUCAUGACUGGGUGACACAGAUUAAAUAUUUUCAUAGUCUUCAGGUUGUUGUCUCCUCAUCAAAUGAAGAAUCUUCUUCUCUUGUUAUAGGCUGCCUGCUGCCUUUAACAGAUGCUGAGCAACAGUUGAGUGAAAUUAAAGAGACCUGUUAUGAAGGUAAAUCCAAGAAGAUCCAACUGAGUUGGACACCACAGGUCCGGGCAUCAUGUGAUCAGACUGUCUUUAGCAUCUACAAAGGUGUCAGGACCUUUGACCUCUGUCAGAAGCACAGAUUGCUGAUUACUGGAGGCAUGGAUAAACUUAUACGCCUGUGGAAUCCACAUUAUUCUGGAAAACCGACUGGUAUUUUGAAAGGCCACUCUGCUCCUAUCGUCUCCAUCCGCAUCUCCUCAGAAGACAAUCAAAUCUUCUCUGUCUCAACAGACUGCACUGUGAAAAUUUGGCAUCUUCAGGAUCAGUGUUGCCUGUUUACAGCAGACCCCAAAGCAAGCCGGAUUCAUGGUGAUAUAUCUGCAUGCGCAUAUUCCACUGCAAUGAAGUCUCUGUAUAUUGCAGCGGACUGUAUGACUAUGCUCCCUCUGAAGUUAAGGCAGCGGCUUCACCGUCACUUCACUGUUUCUCAUAAUGAGCCUGUUUCGUGCUGCGGUUACAGUAAGGAGUUUCGUCAGGUAGUCAGCUGCACUGAAGGAUCUGUUGUGAGAGUCUGGGAUUUUGACACUGGGUGUCAACGUUUUGAGUUUGGUGGCACUCGCGAACUGUCUUCUAUCACUUGUUUGACAUUUGAUCCCAAAGGGAGAAGACUUGUCACUGGUGGAAGAGAUGGAUCUUUAAAAAUCUGGAACUUCAACAAUGGUCUAUGCCUGAAGACAUUAAAGAAAGAUGGUGAAUGUCGUGAGGUGUGUGACUGCAUCUUUCUCCAAGUCCACAGGAAUUUCUAUGUGAUGUCAGUGGGAAGGGACCGGAAGAUUGACAUUUACCCAGACAUACCUGAGGAUCUUCAUCAUGUCCAGAGGCCACAGGCUUCAUGGCAGGAUGAUCUGAAAAAUGGACACAAGGAUGACAUCCUUUGUAUGGCACAGUGUCCCCCAUCUUUUGUGGCCACUGGCAGCUCUGAUGGCGAGAUUAUAGUGUGGAACGUGGAUUCUGGACGUAUACAGUGUCGGUUUGUUAGUCCUAUUGUAGCUGAACAGCAAGAUGUUAAAGGUCUGGAUACGAGUGUUCCAAGCAUAGUUUUCCUGAAGGAUUCCUAUUUAAAGCAGUUUUCCUCAACUACAGCUCUCCUGUCAUCUGGGGCCGAAGGCUGUGUAAAUCUCUGGAAUGUGAUCGGCGGAGGAAAGUUUGUUAGCAGCUUCAAAGCUUCCAAAUUUCAACAAAAGAUAACAAAACUGGCCAAAACAGAGAAGGAUGUUCUGCUGUACAUGGCUGACAGAAUUGGUUACAUCUAUGUCUACAGCAUGGAAAAGCUAGACCCUGAGAAGACAUCACUAAGAGCUGAAACCUUUUGGCGCGCCCACACCAACACAGUUACUGGCCUGCAUGUUGUUGACAAUGAUCAAGUGGUGCUUACCUCAUCCACUGACUACACGGUGCGUCUUUGGAGUGCACAAGGAGAAUUCAUAGGCACCUUUGGGCAGGCUGAGAGCUGGAGCAUUCACAUCUCUUCGUCCUGGAUUCAUCCUGGUGUCCCCUUUGAGGUUCUGACUGAUCCGCUGAGUAUGCCAGAUCAUGAAAUUUUGAAUGUAAAAACAGGUCUAUCUCAAGCAAUCAAUCCUGACAUGACUGAGGAGGAUAGAGGGGAACUAAAGGUGAACUGCAUUAUUUCACAAAAACUUACCUGAGCUGUGCAAGAUACGGUAUCCCCCCUUUGUCACUUCCCCUGCAAAAAAAAGAAGAAGAAAAAAGAUGCAAAUUUUGCUGAAAGGAAUAGAAGACUGGGUGAGACAGAGUUAUAACUAUUCUUAUGGCAAAGACUACUGUACAUACGCAAUACAAGUCUUAACUCAGUCUCAGCUGAAAAAAGUGGGAGAUUUAAAUUUAGAGCAAGUGUGUCUUCUUUUGCAUUUCAGACUUUGCGAUGAAAUUGUCAGGCAUACUAACAAGCUAUCGAACCACUCCGCUCUGAAAUGCUUUGAUGCUGUGGCGCCACCACACACCAGUGAACCACCUGACCUCUCCCUCGCUUCUAUUGAUCCUAUCAUAAGCAGCACUGAUGAACUGAGUCAACUGAAAAAAAAUGAAACUGUAUUGAUCAGUAUUGGGAAACUGGGUCAUUGCAGCAUCCAAUACUUUUAAAGACAGAACAUGGAAUAUACAGUAGAAUGAAAAAAUAGUGAAAAAUUAGGCCUCAUGUAAUCAUAUACAGUUGACUCUCUCAUCAGGAAAAUCAAACCAAGUUCAUUAAACCAACAAAGACAGCACGAGUUCACCCAAAAGGAGAUUUAUAUAAUUUAUGGAAGAUGUGGAGCUGUUCAUAUUCAGGAGGACACUGGGUCACCUGCUGUUACAAAAAUUUGUUCUGCUCUCAUUUCUAUUUUGAAACACUUUUGAUCUCAUUGCUGACAUGAAGCAAAGUAGGAAGCAGCACUGCUGAAUUUUGACACUCAUUACUUUAAACUGUUAAGAUGACAUUUUCUUCCGUGUCACUGAGUAAACAAAUUUAGCUACUGAUUUUUUUCAAAAAAUACCUUUGUGUUGAACAAACAGAAAAAAAAACAUGCUAAAUUUUAUUUUUAUAGCCUAGUCAAAUAUUAAAGCAAAGCAUUUCAUUCUUUCAAAGGAUGAUUAUUUUUCAAAUCUCUGUACUUUAUAAUUAGUAUCUAAAUUCAUAAGAACAGAUCCCACACACACCUGCAUUUAUCUGAGAGAAAUGACGAAGCAACAGGGAAUGAUCACCUGACAUUUCUCUUUACAACAUCUUAUAGCUCAUACUUUUAGUUACAACCUAAAAUGUUAUUGUUUUCACUUCCACUGUUUUUACUUACAUCAUGAAUCAGUUACUCAGAGUCACCAAAAUAUAAUUGGUUAGUAAAUAUUUAAAUGUAGGAGAGCAUGCGAAAACAUUAAUUCAUUGAUACUUUUCUUUCUUUCUUUUUGUUGUUUGCUUGAGAAUUUAACAUUAUUGGGGGAAAAAAACAGAAUCGUAGAAAAAAAAUGGGUUUCAAUUAGCAGAACUCUGGUUUGCACACUUUAAUGAGAUUUUUAACCAAAAUAUAUGUAUAUGUAUAUGUAGAUUUAUAUGUCCAUUAUUCAUGAUUUUUUUUUUCAGACUAACAUACAGUACUGUGCAAAAGUCUUGAUCCACCCCUAUUUCUUUAUAUUUUGGUUGCAAAAAGUCAGACUUUUGUCAUUUUUUAAAGUGGCCUUUAAAAAAUAAUAAUAGUAAUUCUCCAGGCUUUCCGAAGGUCGUUAAAAGACAGCACUGACUUAUGAAUCAUUCAAGCAUUAAAAAGUCACCCAGUGCAAGGGAAGAACCAGUGCCAUAUGCUCACCAGACAACUUAGCAAAGAACCAAUUUUAAUUGUAUUUUAGGUGCUUAGUUAGCUGCCUGUCACAAAAACAAAUAAUUUGUUUUUGUUUUGAAUGUAGAAAACAAUUACACAGUACUGUGCAAACGUUUUAGGCAGGUGAGGAUGCUGUAAACAAAGAAUGCUUUCAAAAAUGGAAGUGUUAAUCAGUUAUUUUCAUCAAUCAGCAAAAUGCACUGAAUUAACAAAAGAAAAAUCUAAAUCAAAUCAAUAUUUGGUGAGACCAAACAGCAUCAAUUCUUCUAGGUACACUUACACACAGUUUUUGAAGGAAUUCAGCUCGUAGAUUGUUCCAAACAUCCUGGAGAACUGACCACAGUUCCUUCUGUCUCUUCAUGUAAUCCCAGACACACUCGAUGAUGUUGAGAUCAGGGCUCUGUGGGGGCCAUACCUGAAGAUAGUUUUUGAAGAUAGUUCUUAUAUUUAUAUACUUAUAUAUAUAUGGAGGUCAAGAAAGAGGUACAACAGUGAGUGUCUACAACCAUCUGGGCAGAAUUUCAGCCAGUGUUGUUGGGAAUCUUGUCAAAAUUGAUAGAAUUGGGAACACAAAAAAGUGCCACUAUGCAAAACAUCUGACUGACAAUGACUUCAUUUAUCAGCAUAACAAUGAUCCCAAAGAAGAAAUGCAUACCUGGAUAGAAAAACACAUAAUGGGCCUCUAUCAGCCACGGGCUGAUGUCCUCAGAGUUCCAACCUUAACAUUACUGAAGCAGUGUGGGAUCAUCUUGACAGAGAAUGGAACAAAACAACCAACAUCCAAAGAAGAGCUUUGAAUGUCCUUCAGGAAGCCUGGAGAACUAUUCAUAAAGACUACUAACUUAAAGAAAGUACAAGAGUGCUUAUCUAAGAGAGUUCAGGCUGUUUUGAAGAAUAAAGGUUCAAUAUUGACUUUCAAGAUCAAUAGCACUGUAUAAACAUAUACAUUGUAUGUCAGUGCAUAUCAAUAAAUUACCCCAUCCACAGUACUGUACAUUGUCUUCUUAAUAA